AUGGGUCAAAGUAAUCUAUUGGACUUGCUGCUAUUGUCCAAGAGGAAUCAGAGAUCGAACAAGAGAAAUUAUGACGGUGAGAUGAUAGAUUUGACCAGUGAUGGUGAGGAUGAAUGCUCGAUGGCAAAUGGUGAUGAAGAAGUGAUUCAAGAUGAAGAGACAGAGAAAGGCGAAAAGUUAUUUGUUAAAGAGGAAGAAGAUGGUACCAAGGAGAAUAGUGUUGGUUUGGAUCAAGUUACACCAGAAGUUCAAGAGUCAGAUCCAACACCAGAUCUUAAUGAAACUAUUCCAUGCCCAGUUUGUCAACUAAACAUCUCAAAACUUACUUUAUCUGAUCGUGAAUCACAUGUUGAGCUUUGUCUAUUGCAACCAACAACUCAUAAAUCAAUAGUGGCACCAUCUCCAAAGAAAUCAAAACCAAAACAAGAAUCAUCAAAGAAACCUAGACAACCAAAACCUAGAACAAAACCAAUACCUGAUUUUAAAAUUUUAACUUUUAAAAACAAUCACAAGAUUAACGUUGAUGGAUUCCAAUUUAUGGAUCAUCCCGAAGUGGAUCAAUAUUUCUUAUCUCAUUAUCAUUCAGAUCAUUAUAUUGGAUUAGGUAAAAAUUGGAAUCAAGGUAAAAUUUACACUUCGAAAACUACUUCAAACCUAUUACAAACAGUAAUGAAAAUUCCACAAGACAAGAUAGUUGCAUUACCAUUUAAUGAACCUUUUAAAAUUCAUGAAAAUAUAGAAGUGAUACUAUAUGAUGCAAACCAUUGUCCUGGUGGUGCUAUUUUCCUUUUCCAAGAAUUUGAUCCUGAAAAGAAAAUCAUCAAAAGAAUUUUACAUACUGGAGAUUUUAGAGUUUCAUUAAACCACAUCAAUUUAUUCAAAUCCAUCUUUAUUGAUGAAAUCUAUCUUGAUACAACUUAUUUAAAUCCUGUUUAUACAUUCAUGCCACAAAGAAAAGUUGUUUCAAGAUCAUCAAAUUUCAUUGCAAAUAUAAUCAAUCAAACUAUAAAGAAGAAUUCAAUCUUAAAUUAUUUUAAAGAAUCAAAUGAUUAUUUAAUUAUAAUCGGUGCUUAUUCUAUUGGUAAAGAAAAAUUAUACAUAAAUUUAGCUAAAACUAUUAAAUCCAAAAUAUUGAUUACAAAAGAUCGAUAUAAAAUGUUGAGUUGUAUUGAUGGAUUUACAGAUCUAGAUAUUUUCCAAUUUGAAGAAUCAAAAGAUUGUAAAAUUCAAAUUGUUUCCAUUAAUAAAUUAACAGAUUUGAAAUUUUUAUCAAAGUUUCAAAAUAAAAAAAUUAUCAAGAUAAAACCAACAGGUUGGUCAUUCAAUACUUUUAAAAAAGAUACAAAUAUUAAAGAUCUUUCAUUUGAUGAAAUUUUACAGAAAACAUUCAUAAAUAAUGAAUUUAAAGAUUUUGAAAAUCAAUUAUCAAAUCAAUUUCAAAAAUCUUCAUCUUUAAGUAUUCCAUAUUCUGAACAUUCAAGUUUUAAAGAAUUAUCAAUAUUUGCAAGUUUUUUAAAAUGGGGUGAAAUAAUACCAACUGUUAAUAUAGGUAAUGAAUAUUUCCCUAAAUGGUUUGAGAUAUGGAAGAAUUAUGAAUUGGAUGAAUCUGUUGUUAAUGAAUACUUUAAAGAAUAA
Messenger RNA from Hansenula anomala, 1635 nucleotides. RefSeq lists its product as uncharacterized. NCBI's taxonomy places the organism in Eukaryota, Fungi, Ascomycota, Saccharomycetes, Phaffomycetales, Wickerhamomycetaceae. Gene Ontology annotation, biological process: protection from non-homologous end joining at telomere; double-strand break repair via nonhomologous end joining; interstrand cross-link repair. The transcript has a single exon. The record is from RefSeq and is a predicted model, not a curated record. Gene Ontology annotation, molecular function: 5'-3' DNA exonuclease activity; damaged DNA binding. Bases 1 to 1635 code for a protein of 544 amino acids.